ACAGAUGUAGCUGUGAACAUCACCGAGGAGGAAUGGACUCUGCUGGGCCCUGCUCUGCUCCAUCAUCAGAGACAUGAUGCUGGAGAACUGUAGGAACCUGGCGUUCAUAGAUUGGGUGACUCAACAUAAAACCAAAGACUCAACCCCUCAACAGGAUAUUCUUGCUAAAAUAUUUCAUAAAGCAAACGGAGUAUGUCUCACCAGUAACAGUUCCCAGACCUUCACAUUUGGAGAAGACUGGAAAUGCCACAAAAUAAAGGAGCUACACAAGCAAAGGCAGCAACAUUUGGAGCAAGUUGCAAUUGCCCAUGAGAAAGAUGAGUCUCCAAUUAGAAUUUGUGAAUAUCAUGGUGUGAGGGACCACUCUAAACCUAGUCCAAAGCUUGUGCCUACAUAGGGAGAUUGCACAAGAAAGUAUAUUCCAAAAUGUGACUCAAAUAUUGUGAAAUAUGAUCUUGUCUUAAACAAUAAUAAAAUACAUAAAAACAAUAAAUAUGAUAGAUUCUUGUGGCAGACGAUUCCACUGGCUCCAUGUGAGAACUCAGAGCUAGAAUCCAACACAUGGAUUGGCAAUCAGAACAAUGUGUGUCAUACCAUAAUACAGUUGAUAUGGGGGCAGGCAUUUGUGACUGGAAUCUAUUUGUAA
Messenger RNA from Galeopterus variegatus (Sunda flying lemur), 646 nucleotides. RefSeq names its product zinc finger protein 114 (gene ZNF114). NCBI's taxonomy places the organism in Eukaryota, Metazoa, Chordata, Mammalia, Dermoptera, Cynocephalidae. The record is from RefSeq and is a predicted model, not a curated record.